AUGAAAGUAGGAGCCUCUGUUCGUAAAAUUUGUGAAAAAUGUCGAUUGAUACGCAGGCGAGGUCGAAUUAUAGUAAUUUGUUCCAACCCAAAACAUAAACAAAGACAAGGAUAA
Messenger RNA from Medicago truncatula (barrel medic), 114 nucleotides. NCBI's taxonomy places the organism in Eukaryota, Viridiplantae, Streptophyta, Magnoliopsida, Fabales, Fabaceae. The record is from the annotation of a RefSeq genome assembly.